This is a messenger RNA of Diceros bicornis minor, 2502 nucleotides long. It is a transcript of the gene NCR3LG1, whose product is annotated as natural killer cell cytotoxicity receptor 3 ligand 1. The transcript has 4 exons. Gene Ontology annotation, biological process: cellular response to lipopolysaccharide; immune response; cell surface receptor signaling pathway. The record is from RefSeq and is a predicted model, not a curated record. Gene Ontology annotation, cellular component: external side of plasma membrane. The coding region runs from base 295 to 1161 and encodes 288 amino acids. NCBI's taxonomy places the organism in Eukaryota, Metazoa, Chordata, Mammalia, Perissodactyla, Rhinocerotidae.
GCGAGCGCCGCUGGCGGAGCUGUGGCCGGUCACGUGGCUCGCCAAGCGUUUCCUCCCUUGUGAAAGGAGUAACCACAACGGCUUCGCAGAGUUGUAGAAGGGGCCCAAAGAUCUAGGAGGUGCAAAUGCGCCGUUAGGUAAUUCCGUCUGCGUACAAGCCGGGCCGCUGCGCGGGAGUGUUCCUGUCGCCGCGCGGUUUUAGGAUCGGAACUUCAGAGAGAGGCUUCGUGGGCGGCGGCCUCCAGGCGGACCUAGGCCGGGGCGAUCCCACCCAAACCUCGCCGGGCUGUGAACAUGGAGGAGGCGGCAGCAGGCCGCGCAUCGUGGGGCUUCGUGCGGCUGCUCCCCGUCCUGGUUCUGGGCCUGUGGAGCACGCUGCCCACCGCAGAUUUCCUGGAAGUAGAGAUGGCAGAGAAGCCUCAGAUUGUGUUCCUGAAUGACAACGCCACCAUCUUUUGCAAGGUCCCUGGUUCCCUACCCCUCGAUAUCAAGUAUAUGGGUAUCGUCUGGUAUCAGAAGAGUCGAGUGUCUAAAACAGAGAGCAAGCUGUUUGAGUUUUUCGGGGACCACCAAGAGGCAUUCCGACGUGGAGCCAUUGUGUCUCCACAGAGGCUGGAGAUGGGAGACGCCUCUCUGCAGCUGCCUGCGGUCCAGUUGAGUGAUGCGGGCGAGUACCGAUGUGAGGUGGUGGUCACCCCUGAGAAGGCAGAGGGAACAGUCCAGGUAGAGGUUUUGGCUCACCCCGUCAGCAGCUUGUUUCUGAAGCAAGCCAUGGUGAACAAUAAUGAAGACAAAGUUCUUUUGUGUAAGUCAAGUGGGUUCUACCCAGAGAACAUUAAUAUAACGUGGAAAAGGUGGACCCAGAAGGACCCCCAAUACUGGGAGGUUUCUGACAGCAUUAUCACUGGUCCCACUGUCAAGAAUGAGGAUGGUACCUAUAAUGUCACCAGCUCCUUGAUGCUGAAGCCCUCUCUGGAAGACAAUGUGGCCAUCUACCAGUGUGAAAUUUGGCACAUAUCUGUGACCAUCUCCCAGAAGCUCAACUUCACCCUGACUCUGAAAGAAUCCGAGAAGAUAACCCACUUGGAGAUCAUUGUUUCCUCUAUUGUAGCAAUCUUAACUGGAUUGAUUUUCUUAUCUUGGUGGCUUUGGAGAAGGUAAGGGCUCCAAGACAGAGUUUAGCUCUGUGCUGUGGUGUUGGCUCUGGGAGUUCAGGGGUCAUGGCCAGUGGAUGGGGUUGGGGAGUUCUCAGGGUUGAUGCUGUGGGAUUCCAAGUGUAGUGUGUGGUUUUUGCUGGUGCUGCGUUGGGAAGGACUUUCUCAUCUGAUCUCUGUGUGGUAGCUUGUGACUCUGGGGAGACGCACUGCAGAGCUCCUCUGCCUCUUCAUAAUAAUCAUCUCACUGUGAAUUGAACCUGACCUGAUUCGUUCAGAUGAGGCCUUUGAACUCUGUGUGGGCAGCAUUGUUGUUCUCACACAGAGAAGCCAUGGCUCAGAGAGGGGAAUUCUUUCCUCCAGGUGCUCAGAUUUUGUUCAUAGCUCAAUGGAAUAACUUACCACCAGAUUUCACUGGCUUCAUCAAGAAUUUCUAACCCUCACCCUCAACCCUCAUGUUCCCAAACUAAAAUAUGUUUCCAAAUAUCCUUAUCCCUGACUCUGGCCCAAAGAGCCAUUAAAAACACUCAAGCUGUAGAGGCCGGAGACCAGUGUAAAUGUGUUGGUUAAAAUGGUUCUAGACAAUAAAAUUGCCCUCAGCUAUUUAUAGGCCUGCCAUGGCAGAAUAUGUGCAGUAGCUAAGACCUCUCAUUAUAAAAGCUUUAGGAAAAGCAGAAUAAUCAAUUAAUCAAGAAAAAAGGCUGUUUGUUUGUCUAAAGUUGGCCAACUGAUUCAUGGGACUUAUUCUCCUGAUUGGACCUAGGCCAAUGAGAAAACUGGAUAUAAAGUGGUUUUCAAGUGUUUCUGGUGAUAUUUGUGAAUGUUCUCUUUUUUCUUGCCUUCCUCUGGCUUCUGAUAUCCAGGUGCUGUUGUGUGACAUUUGGCAACGAUAUUUGUUGAAAAAGACACUAAAGCCUUCAUGGUCAGCCUGGGUUCUGUGGUUUGUAAUGAUGGCUCCAAUCCUUCAGCCUUCUCUGUGUCUGUGUCCUCUGCCAUGUAACUUUGCGGUGUUCUCCAACUUGGGGCUGCCCCUUGGGCUCAACCUUGUGACUCGCUUUGACCAAUAGAAUGAGACUGGAGUAAAAGCGUGCCAGUUCCAAGCCUAGGCCUCAAGAAGCACUGUGCGUUUCCAUGUGCUCUCUUUUGCACUUCUGACGUUACUGAGAGGACAUGUCCAGGCUACCCUGCUGGAGGAUGAGAGACAUUGGACGCUACAACUAAUUGCUCUGGUGGAGGCCAGUCUGGGUCAGAUGACAGCCACCCAAUUCCCAGACACGUGAGCAAAUCUAGCUGAGAUUAUCAGUGCUGACAAAGCCAACUCUCAAAUGUGUGAGAAAUACUUAUUUUU